Messenger RNA from Mytilus trossulus (common blue mussel), 2668 nucleotides. RefSeq lists its product as uncharacterized. The coding region runs from base 76 to 1758 and encodes 560 amino acids. The transcript has 2 exons. The record is from RefSeq and is a predicted model, not a curated record. Gene Ontology annotation, molecular function: zinc ion binding. NCBI's taxonomy places the organism in Eukaryota, Metazoa, Mollusca, Bivalvia, Mytilida, Mytilidae.
UUAUAGGUUUAUUCUGAGUUGAAUUGAAGUAAAAGACUCCAGUAACGACAGUGGAAAUAUCAGCAAAACACCACAAUGGCAAGUAAUUGGUCAGUCUGUGGUAUCUGUGACUUUCGACAUGUCACCAAACCAUCAGUGGUGUGGUGUUCUGAAUGCGACGAAGGACUUUGUGAUGACUGUAAAGAACACCACAGCAUUUCCAAAUCGUCACGUGAUCAUGACACCGUACCUAUUGAUGAUUACCAAAACUUACCAACUGAAGUUCAACAAGUUGCACAGUCUUGUAAAAUACAUAACCAAAAGUACCAAAUAUUUUGCAAAAUACACGCCUGUCCAUGCUGUGCGAAAUGUGUUAUCGAUGAACACAAUGACUGUAAGGUGUUUGUUGAUAUUGAUGACGUCAUCAAAAACGUUAAAUCAUCCACCGCUUUUCAGGAGAUUGAGCUGACCCUUAUCGAUAUGGUCGAGUACAUUGAAAGAGUCAAGAAAGAUCGUGAAGAAAAUUUACUGUCCAUAAAAGAACAGAAAGAAAAAAUUGAGACAAAAAUACUUCAGACAAGGGAGGAAAUUAACAAUCAUCUUGAUUUACUUCAGGAGAUGUUAACUGAAGCAAUUAAUUUAGCUAUUGAUAAAGAAAAUGAAGAUACUCACACAUUCCUGAUAUCAGUUGAGCAGAAUGAGAAAGAUAUUAAAGAAUUUCAAUCCAACCAUUUGAAAAUAAAGCACCAUGCUUCUGAACUGCAGACGUUUCUUAUUUUGAAACAAAUGGAACGUGACAUUGCUGCAAAGGAAGAAUUGAUACAAUCUUUUAACAAAAGUCUGAACCAUCAUCAUUUUUCUUUGAAGAUCGACACAACCUUGGAAAAAUUUGCAAGCAAUAUUAAAACAUUUGGAGAAGUUAUUAAAGUGAUGAAACCAAAUGCUAUUCCCUUUGUACGGCAGAAGGAUAAACAAGCCGCCCAGUCGUUAGUUCCUGUACCAGCCAAGUCUAUAGAUGACAUAACAUUAACGUUGGUUCAGUCCAUCAAUACGUAUAGUGAUAAAGUUACGGGUUGUACAAUACUUCCAGAUGGUAGAAUGGUCUUUACCUGUUACCAUCCCAGGGGCGAUGUUACAGUUUGCAAGCCUUGUGGAUCGAAAGACUUUGAAGUUAAACCAGGAAAUGCUUUUGAUGUUGUAUAUAUAGGCGAUAAUAUUAUAGCUGUAACCUCUGGUUAUUACUCACAUGAUAUUCAUUUAAUAGAUAUAAAACUAAAGACCAUUAAAAAAACAUUGAAUGUUGGUUCAAGUAAUGACGGAAUAGCUCUAUAUAAUAAGGACUUGAUAUACUGUGCAAGAGCGCAAGGGUUGAAGAAAAUAAGUUUAACAGAUGAUUCUGCUAGUACAAUCAUAAAUUCAAAACUAAGAGAUUGGUCGUAUGUAAAAACAUUCAAUGACACAAUAAUCUAUACCGGCAGAGACCAAAGUACAGUCACAUGCACAGAUAUGCAAGGACAGAUUAAAUGGGAAUUCAGGAAUCUGAGUGUUCUGAAAUAUCCUCUUGGUAUAGCUGUAGACAAUAGUGGGAAUGUUUAUGUGAUAGGACGUGAUUCUUGUAAUGUGGUAGUUAUCUCCCCCGAUGGACAACGGCAUAGACAAUUAUUAUCUACAAGAGACGGUCUUAAGGAGCCCAAUGUUUUGCACUAUGACUUGAUUACUAACAAGUUGUUAGUAGCAAACGUGAAAGAAAAGGCAUUUUUGUUUGAUGUGACAUCAUAAACUAAACAUGUUUAACAUUUAUGUAUUUUUUGUUAUUGUCUUUAUCAUGUUUAUAAUCUAGUAUUCAAAGCCAGCCUCGUAGAUAAUCCAGUGUUAUAUAUUCAAAAUGUUUUUACCAUAUGAUUACAAAUAUCUGUCUUAAUGCUAAUUACGUUCAUCUUAAAUUUGUUUGAAGCGCUGUAUGACCGACAGUCUUCAUACACCUUAGAUGUAUUGCAGGUUUUGAUUCAGCUCAGAGUUACGAAUAUACAUUGUACAAGUCAUUAACCCCUUUAAGGAUUCUAUUUAAAAUUGCAAACAUCCUUGGCCAGGUUUUUUUUUUAUUUUCCAGAAAUCGUCAUCAUAUUCCACUUGGUUUUCAUAACUUAACAUUUCGUCGUAAGAAUCUGAGAAUUAUGUAUUUACCAUUUUCCAAGUAAAAUCACAAAAAUACUGAAAAUCUCUAAUCAAGUGGCAAAAUCAAAAGCUGAAACACAUCAAACGAAUAAAUAACAACUGUCACAUUCCUGACUUGGUUCAUGCAUUUUCAACCGGUUUUUCGAAGUAAAAACCGGUUAUUGAUUUGGGGAUGAAGGCAGAAGUGCGGGCGGCUACCAAAUACUGUCUCUACAAUAACAUAUGAAAACCCUUUGACGAAAUGUUUUCAAAUUUGCAUAUGUUGUGUCCUGCGACUGUAUGAACAAGUUCAAUUUUCGCGAUUUUAGUUCUUCUCAAUGUUGCAAAAGUUUUCAUCCGCUGUCAUAUACAAAAGUGGUAUUUAUACUGUCAUUGAGUUAUUUCUCUUUGUUCAGAAAUUGUUGACUUUAUACAUAAAGUAUAAAAUUUAUGUCUUAUCUGACAAUUACAAUUCGAGUGACAUAUUUAUUUAAUAAUUUUUCUGUUUUCUGAGUGAUGAUGAAUUAAAGCUAUA